AUGAAUAAUUUAUCCUAUUCUUUUAUUCGAUGGUUUGCACUGUCCCUGUUGUUAUGGAAUAAUUACGAAUAUGCGAACGAGAACAAGUUUGGGAAAACAUGGAAUAACAUAAUCCGCAGGAAGCAUGCGUUAGACGUACGCGGCAGCCGAUUAUUGAAGGAAAAGGGGAAAACACAUGUGGACAACAAUGGCAGUUUUUCCUCAUUAGAGGACGUUGUGUUGGGAAUAAGCAGUGACGAUGAAAGUAACGUUGGAAAAGCAACAAAAAUACUAUUAGACAAGGAUGGACUUAUGGAAAAAUUCAAUAAUAUAAUGUCGGAUGGUGAAUUGAAAAGACCAAUUUCUUCCUUAACCAAAGGUGGUAAACAUAAACCAAAGUCUAAAUUUUUAGCUGAAGGUGAAAAGUACACAUCCAAUAAAUGCAGUAGCAGGAGGAAGGACUAUUAUUCAGAUGAUUAUGAUGAGGAAGAUGAAAAAUAUAAAAAGAAAAAAGAUGAAAAUAAAAAAUAUGAUGACAAAAAAUAUGAAGACAAAAUAUGUUCAAACAAAAAAUAUGAAAGCAGAAAAUAUAAAAACGAAAAAUAUAAAAACAAAAAAUAUAAAAAUAGAAAAUAUGAAAACAAAAAAUAUAAAAACAAAAAAUAUGAAGAAAAGGAAGAGGAGUAUGACUGUAAAUAUCGCAACGUUCGCAAACACCGCCAUAAUGAUAGGGACAGGCGCAAAUAUAGCGACAAUCGUAAGCAUGGUCAUGAUGAUAGGCACAAACGCAAAUAUCGGGAUGAUCGUGACAAUCGUAAAUAUCGAAAUGAUUGCGAUGGUCGUCGGCAGCGCCAUGAUGAGCGUGACGAUAGUAUAUACCAAUAUGGUCAAAGUGGUCAAAAGAAUAAAAAAUAUCGUGACACAUAUGAUGAAUAUGACAAAUAUGACAAAUAUGACAAAUAUGACAAAUAUGAUAAAUAUGAUAAGUAUGAUAAAUAUGAUAAGUAUAAUGGGGAAAAUUAUCAUGAUAAUCAUGAUGACAAUUAUAGAAAACCGUCAAAUUCUAAACGACGUACAUUCCAUAAUAAUGGAAAUAAGUCACCAAGAAAAUAUCCUGCCCAAGACGACCUUUGCCCUAAACCAUCGAAUAAUAAAUAUGGAAAUGUGAACAAAAUUGGGAAAACACAUAAUCCAGUGAACCUACACGACGAUGCAAAAAAAAAAUUACCCAGAACAUUAAAGAACCAUUUUGACCAUUCAAAAGGAUACGGUUCAAAAAGGUAUUAUGGCGAUGAUGAUUAUGAUGAUGACAAUGAUUACGACGAUGAUGGACAAUAUUAUGAAGCAAAAUAUGAUGAUCCUUAUAAUAAACAAUUUGGGCUCCCCCAAUUCGGUCCACAACCCGGGCAACUUGGUCAACCUGGAUACCCCCAAUUCGGUCCACAACCCUGGCAAGCUGGACAACCUGGUUACCCACAAUUUGGUCCACAACCCGGGCAAUCUGGACAACCUGGAUACCCACAAUUUGGUCCACAACCCGGGCAACCUGGACAACCUGGAUACCCCCAAUGUGGUCCUCCAGGUAAACUAUCUCCUAUGGAACCAAACAACGGUGGUACUUCUCAACAGAAGCCUAAAGGAAAACUAGCUAGAUUUUUUAAUGAAAUUAAAAAUUUUGUAAAAAAAUCAGAUGCAAUGUAUGAAUCAGAGUUGAUAAACAUAAUGCAACUUUCUUCAAAUAGCAAAAACAACAGUGAAGCAAAACUUGGAACGAAUAAAAAAACUAUUAACAAAAUAACAGUCUUUUCUCCAGUUCUCGCAAUGACUAGCAUUUUCAUAAUAUGUGCCAUUCAUUCAGAAAUUUUAGGUAUGAUUAUAUCUGCUGUAUUGUUUGGUUUAUCUUCCAUAUACGUUUACACUAAGUACAAGAAAUGCAAACGUAUGCUCAAAGCUCACAGUAAAAACAACGAUCUUCAAGAAUAUUUAGAACCCGGAAUCCCUCAACAAAUUACCUAUCAACCCGAAUGUCCAAAUAAUAAUUUAUUCAAUAACGUACAUUAA
Molecule: messenger RNA, 2040 nt
Organism: Plasmodium coatneyi
Lineage: Eukaryota; Apicomplexa; Aconoidasida; Haemosporida; Plasmodiidae
Exons: 2
Coding region: 1-2040 (679 amino acids)
Source: RefSeq, a predicted model, not a curated record